Messenger RNA from Hansenula anomala, 405 nucleotides. RefSeq names its product peptide-methionine (R)-S-oxide reductase (gene MXR2). Gene Ontology annotation, molecular function: peptide-methionine (R)-S-oxide reductase activity. Lineage: Eukaryota; Fungi; Ascomycota; Saccharomycetes; Phaffomycetales; Wickerhamomycetaceae. Gene Ontology annotation, biological process: response to oxidative stress; protein repair. The coding region runs from base 1 to 405 and encodes 134 amino acids. The transcript has a single exon. The record is from RefSeq and is a predicted model, not a curated record.
AUGUCAAAGUUCCCAAUAAACAAAUCCAAUGAAGAAUGGAGAGCCAUCUUAUCUCCAGAGCAAUUUCAAAUCUUGAGGAAUAAAGGCACAGAAAGACCAGGAACUGGUGAAUAUUGGAAAACAAAGGCAAAUGGUAUAUACAAUUGUGCUGGUUGUCAAAAUCCUAUUUAUAAAUCCUCUACAAAGUUUGAUGCCCAUUGUGGAUGGCCAGCUUUUUAUGAAGCAAUCCCUGGUUCUCUAGUUUACAAAACCGAUGAAACCUUGGGAAUGACAAGAACUGAAAUGAUGUGUGCUAAAUGUGGUGGCCAUUUAGGUCAUGUGUUCAAAGGUGAAGGUUAUGAUACACCUACUGAUGAGAGACAUUGUGCUAAUUCUAUAGCUUUGAAGUUCGAACCUGAGAAAUAG